AUGCAGCCGGCGCGCGGAGCCAUGGCCAACUUCCGGCUGGCGCUCAUCCAGCUGCAGGUAUCUACCGUCAAAGCAGACAACCUGCAGCGAGCCUGCGGCAUGGUGAAAGAAGCAUCCGCCAAAGGCGCCAAGGUUGUGGCGCUGCCUGAAUGUUUUAACUCUCCUUAUGGAACCCACUACUUCAAGGAAUAUGCAGAGAAGAUCCCUGGAGAAUCGACACAAAAACUCUCAGAAGUUGCGAAGGAGUGUAACGUCUAUCUUGUUGGAGGAUCCAUUCCGGAAGAGGAUGGUGGAAAGCUGUAUAAUACAWGUACUGUCUUUGGGCCUGAUGGAGCUAUGUUGGCCAAGUAUAGGAAGAUUCAUCUGUUUGACAUUAAUGUUCCUGGGAAGAUACAGUUCAAAGARUCGGAAACACUGAGUCCCGGCAACACUUUGGCUACGUUUGAUACCCCGUUCUGCAGAGUGGGCCUGGGCAUCUGCUACGACAUGAGGUUUGCUGAGCUGGCUCAGAUCUACGGGCAGAAAGGUUGCCAACUGCUGGUGUAUCCAGGGGCUUUUAACUUGACCACAGGACCAGCCCACUGGGAACUGCUGCAAAGGGGACGAGCUCUUGAUAAUCAGGUCUACGUAGCUACUGCUUCUCCUGCUCGAGAUGAAAACGCUUCCUACAUUGCUUGGGGACACAGCACGGUAGUAAAUCCAUGGGGGGAGGUCAUUGCCAAGGCUGGCGCCGAGGAGGCCCUUCUGUACGCAGAUAUAGAUCUGAAGAAGCUUGCGGAAAUCCGCGAGCAAAUCCCGGUUUUGAAGCAGAAGCGCAAGGAUCUGUACAGCGUGGAGGGGAAAAAGUGAAGCUGGGGGAAGGGGAGGCUCCCGAGGGGGCACCACAGCUGCUGCCUUCCCCUUCAGCCUUCCCCACCUGGCUGCUCCGGAGGCUGCUGCCCCCUGGGAGAGUUAAUUUUAAAAAAUGAAAAGAGAAAUAGAGCUUCUGAGCCAACAUAUAUAUAAUUUUUUUUAGCAGUAGUUAACAACUAGGACAAAGCUAGAAGUCGAAUCAUCUGAACUCAACAUUGUUGUUUAGGUAUCACAAUUUUAAGCACUGCUUAUCAUCUCUGCUGUUUUCUAAGUUUCUCUGAGACUUCUAUUUGUAGGAAGUGGGAAUGGCACCCUUGUGUCCUGCCGGGAGCCUGCAACGCUGGCCUUAGUGCCUUGAAUGGCUCAGUGAGUUGCCAAGCAGCCCGGAAUUCUGCACAACUUCUCCCGCCCAAGCAGUGCACACCUAAGCAGGCAGCCGAGGGACACAGAAGCGCCCAGUUACAAGGGGCACUUACAGCUUCAGUUUUAACCCAGUAGGAAAAGGGGCCACUUUCUGCUCUGUGCUGUCUGGUGACAAUGCACGAGGAGGGCAGCUGCUCUAGAGGGAUCCCUAACAGGUCCGAGCUCUUGGGCAUUCUCAGCAUGACAUUCCCCUCGCUGCAACUGCUGCCAACGCUGCUCUGUGCUGCCAGCUCAAGCAACAGUAACACAGCAAUGAAAAUAAAACCAAACGCCACAGCUGCCUUAGUGCUGUGCCUGCAUUGACUCGAAUGCCUGGCAGUGCUCAGCUUACAAGGCUGCAAUGAGAAGAGCCAGUUAAAGGAUGGAAAACGAACUGCACUGAGACUCUCUGCCCUUGGUCUCACAGGUGACGGGUAGCAGAAAGGCAGGUACUACCUGAUGGGUGGAAUAACCUAUCCCUGUCAGAAACCAGCUCUCCUGACUGCAUGUGAAGCCCUCCUUACUCCACUGCUCUGGCUAGAAAAACAACUGAUCAGUUAUUAAGGAUGGCUUUGAGAUACUCAGAACCAGGCUGCCAGUUUUUGAGAGAGCUGUUUGCCCACCAGGAAGCCACCUUGGCACUGCUCUUUCUCACUAAUAAAAACAAGAAUCGCCGUUGGUGUUUUUUCUCACAGGAGAGCGGAGGUGAGAAGCASGUGCAGCCCAUGCAGUCACCCCCAGCCUCUGCUGCAGGAUUUUAGCUUUCCA
Molecule: messenger RNA, 2022 nt
Organism: Nothoprocta perdicaria
Lineage: Eukaryota; Metazoa; Chordata; Aves; Tinamiformes; Tinamidae
Gene: NIT2
Product: nitrilase family member 2
Exons: 10
Coding region: 1-849 (282 amino acids)
Biological process (GO): oxaloacetate metabolic process; L-glutamine metabolic process
Cellular component (GO): mitochondrion
Molecular function (GO): omega-amidase activity
Source: RefSeq, a predicted model, not a curated record